UCCCAGACCCACACUUCCUGACCACUGUGUCAGCUGCAGGCUCUGUACUUCACCCUCCAGCUCCAGGACAGUGCAUCUGCAGGUCUGGCCAUGGGACCCCACCCCAGCUCCCUCCUGGUCCUCGUGCUCUGCCUGGCCCAGACCAUCCACAUGCAGGAGGGGAUCCUGACCAAACCCUCCAUCAGGGCUGAGCCGGGACCUGUGAUCCACCGGGGACAGCCUGUGACCAUCGUGUGCCAGGACCCAGCUGGGGCUGACACAUUCCGUCUGGAGGAUGAGAACAGAUCUGUCCAUGGGGAUGAGAUUGUGACACCUCCACUCGGCCCUCACGGGACAUCGGCCAGAUUCCACAUCCAUGCAUUGAGUGAUGACACUGCCAGGAGUUAUUGUUGCCUCUAUCACAAAGGGCACAGCUGGUCUGAGCGCAGUGAGACCCUGGAGCUGAAGGUGCCAGCCCCUGCCUCCCAGAAUUACACUGUGGGGAACUAUGUUCGCAUGGGCCUGUCUGGUGUGGUGUUGCUGAUCCUGGUGGUGAUACUGGCAGAGGCUGGACAUACCUGGCACAGGUGGCCACACCCCCCACAGGAAUGGAGACAAGAAAGUGAACAACGGAGAAAUUAGGCUCCAGGCCCCAGGGGGACCCACCUCCCGCCAGGGCUCCAGGCUCCCACUGGAGCCCAGGAGACCCAGAGCCACGCCCAUUCUGUGAGUUUCACAGUGAAGUUGGUGAGGCUGACCUGUGCAUGGGACUCUGUCCUCAGAAGGGUGCAGGAGCAGCCGGGACCUGGCCUCCUGUGUGGUCUGGCUCCUUCUCCAGGGUUUGGCUCCAGACCUGACCCUCACCCACUCACAGUCCUGCCCCACUACUACCCGGGUCUCCCUUCUCUCCUGGAUCUCAGACAGGCCGCAGGUCCCUGCAGCCUCUGCCUCCCUCUUCCUCCUCCUGGAGCCUCAAGUUCUCACCUGCUUUCUGGGGACUGGGUAUGUGCUUCUGAAGACUUUGUUCCUGCCCACACCUGUCACCUGUGGAACUGCACCUGCUCUGGGCCCCUGUUCACUCACCUUUGCUCCUCGAAUGGCCUCUGCCUCCUGCAUCUGUCCCCUCUGUCUCAGGUGACUGGGACCUAAAGACCAGGGAAGGGACACGGGCCAAAACCACAGUGAG
Phyllostomus discolor (pale spear-nosed bat) is the source of this 1165-nucleotide messenger RNA. RefSeq names its product leukocyte-associated immunoglobulin-like receptor 2. The record is from RefSeq and is a predicted model, not a curated record. The transcript is spliced from 4 exons. Bases 91 to 621 code for a protein of 176 amino acids. Lineage: Eukaryota; Metazoa; Chordata; Mammalia; Chiroptera; Phyllostomidae.